Messenger RNA from Symbiodinium natans, 309 nucleotides. Lineage: Eukaryota; Dinophyceae; Suessiales; Symbiodiniaceae. The record is from the annotation of a GenBank genome assembly.
AUGGAGGCCCUGCCGCCGCCUUUUCCGGAGAGGCUGGCCCGCAUAGCGGCCCAGCAACAGGCGGAGCUUUCUCGGCUUGCGCAAGUUCAUCGUGCGGCCUGGGAAGAUGCGCUGCGGGGCGACUUUGACGACAGGACUGCGCCCUCGGACAAUUACACCUUGGCCGUGGACGUACGGGGAGAUGCGGAAGGCAUUGAUGGACAGUUCAAAGAAGGUUCAGGGAUUGUGGAGGGAGCCGGACGUUCUGUGCUGCAGAAACGAAGCGAUGCGCAGAGCAGUGGAGAGGAGGGUGGGGUGGAGAGUCGGUGA